AUGGCUCCUGCUGCAGCUCAUGCUGCCGAGGGCAUUGCUUCGCCCAUCAAUGUUGAUUUGAUGCAGCCCUUCUGGCGAAGGAAAAAUGGCAUCUUGCUCUACUUCCUGCUCACAUCGUCAUUGCUAGCUAGUGCUGCACUUGGUAUAGAUGGGGCACUCCUCAAUUCGUGGCAAGAUAGAUUCGGACACCCCGAAGGGGCCAAACUUGGCUUUUUUGGAGCUUCAAACGCCAUCGGAGGCGUCAUUCCCUUCAUCUUUCUCAGCUGGAUCGGUGACAAAUGGGGCCGUCGUCUGCCCACCGCUUUGGGAUCAGUUGUGAUCAUUGCCGGAGUCCUCAUCGAGUUUUUCGCUACCUCUUUGAACAUGUACAUUGGCGGCAAGAUAAUCCUGGGUGUUGGCUCCUCAUUGAUCCAAAUGGGAGCACCGGUCUUGGUCACUGAAUUGUCUCACCCGAAGGAGCGCGUGCAGGUUACAACUUUCUACAACACAUCAAUCGUGCUGGGCUAUGUCAUUGGGGCAUGGGCCACUUUUGGCUGUUAUCGUAUCAACAGCCAGUGGUCAUGGCGCCUGCCGACGCUCAUUCAAAUUUUUCCAUCGGCCUAUCAGUUCUGCCUCAUUUGGUUCUGUCCAGAGUCUCCACGAUGGCUCAUUGCAAAGGGCCGAGUGCAGGAGGCGCGUGAGAUUUUGAUCAAGUUUCAUGGCGAAUGCGAUCCCAACUCGGAGCUGGUCGAAGUGGAAUGCGCUGAGAUCCAGCAGGCCAUCAUCAAGGAGGCCGAGAAUAAUAUGACAUGGCGAGACUUUUUCUCUUCCAAGGCCAACCUGAAGCGCAUCUUCCUUUGCUUUGCAACAGCGCUCUUCAGUCAGAGUUCCGGAAACCUGCUCGUCUCGAACUACUUGACUCAGAUCUUGAAGGAUACUGGGUUGAAAACCAAGUACGAGAUUACUCUGGUCAAUGGCAUGGUCACUCUUUGGCAGUAUAUUGUGGCUAUCUUUGUCACUUUGAUCAUUGAUCGCUUCCGCCGUCGCUUCUUCUUCCUGACAGGCUCGGGCGGUGUUCUUGUCACGUUUAUCGUCUGGACAAUUGCAGCCCAGCAGUAUCUCGAACAUAAUUCGCUUGCCGCGGGUCGACUGGUGAUUGCGUGUAUCUUCAUCUUCCAGGCCUUCUACACCUUUGCGUGGACCAACUUGAUUGUGACCUAUCCACUUGAGCUGGUCACCUUGCAGAUGAGAGCCAAGGCUUGGGCAUUUGUUCUGUUGACCAUUCAAGUUUCUUCAAUCUUUGGAAGCUACGUGAAUCCAAUUGCGCUGAAGAAUAUUGGAUGGAAGUUCUAUAUCUAUUACUGUGUGUGGGUAUUCAUCGUCCUCUUGGUUGUGUACUUCUUCUUCGUUGAGACGGCCGGUCCGACACUGGAAGAGCUUGCCUAUCCCUUUGAAGGUGAGGAUGCGAAGAAGGAGCUGGUGCAUCAAAUUCAAGACAGAAAGCAGGAGAUAUCUUAUGAAGAGCACGUGGAAGAUAAGCAGGCUUGA
This is a messenger RNA of Penicillium diatomitis, 1527 nucleotides long. Its product is annotated as putative MFS hexose transporter. The record is from RefSeq and is a predicted model, not a curated record. The transcript has 2 exons. Gene Ontology annotation, cellular component: membrane. Bases 1 to 1527 code for a protein of 508 amino acids. Gene Ontology annotation, molecular function: carbohydrate:proton symporter activity. Lineage: Eukaryota; Fungi; Ascomycota; Eurotiomycetes; Eurotiales; Aspergillaceae. Gene Ontology annotation, biological process: transmembrane transport; carbohydrate transport.